AUGCCUUUAAAUAAAUAUUCCAACUUUAAUCUUCCAACUCUUGAAUCACUAUCCCAUAGUUUGAAAGAUGGAUAUGAAGUCAAAUUGGCCACUAGAAAUAUUGAGAAAGCUCAACAGUUUGCCAAGAAAAGACCGCAGUUCUCAUCUCUGAUUGAACCUGUUCAGAUUACGGAUUUUACAAGCAAAAGCACCGAAAACCCCUUCAUCAAUGCAGUUAAGGGGUGUGACGGAAUUAUCCACGCUGCCAGUCCUUUGAGCUAUGAUGUAAAGGAUGUGGAGGAGGAGCUGAUUAAACCUGCCAUCCACGGUGUUAGGGUUGUGUUGGAGGCUGCUGUUACAGAACCAAGGGUUAAACGGAUAGUAUUGACAUCCUCUUUUGCAUCCGUUAUGGAUGUCUCUAGAGGUUCUGGACCAGGCUUCACCUAUACCGGAGCCGAUUGGAACCCACUUACUUAUGAAGAAGCUUGUGAGGCAGAUGCUAUUAUCGGUUACCGUGGAUCGAAGAAAUAUGCCGAACUGGAGGCUUGGAACUUCAUUGAAAAGGAGAAACCUCAGUUUGACUUGGUGACCUUUUGUCCUCCCAUGACUUUUGGUCCUGUAGUUCAUCCAGUGGACAAAGUGGAGGAGCUCAACCUCUCGAAUGACAUGCUCUGGCAGGUCUACUCAGGGGUAGAUCCUUUACCUGUUGCUAGAGUUUCCGUGUGGGUUGACGUCAGAGAUUUAGCUAAGGCUCAUGUUCAGGCUUUAGUGAGACCAUCAGCUGGAAAUAAAAGAUACGUUCCAUCAGCUCCAGACAAGUUCUCCUAUGCACUUGCUGCGAAGAUUAUGAAGGACCAUGGCCUUGGAGAUCGCAUUCCUGAUAAACUUAUUUCUAAACAGGAUCUGAAUCCAAUAGGGUACAACCUGGACCAUGAGGCAGUUACCAAGGAGCUUGGAGUGGAGUUUCAUAGUUUUGAGCAAUGUGUUGUGGACUCUAUCAGACAGUUUCGGGCUAUUCAACAGGGCCCUUUAUAG
Messenger RNA from Komagataella phaffii GS115, 1014 nucleotides. RefSeq lists its product as uncharacterized. The record is from RefSeq and is a predicted model, not a curated record. The transcript is spliced from 2 exons. Gene Ontology annotation, molecular function: oxidoreductase activity, acting on the CH-OH group of donors, NAD or NADP as acceptor. NCBI's taxonomy places the organism in Eukaryota, Fungi, Ascomycota, Pichiomycetes, Pichiales, Pichiaceae. Bases 1 to 1014 code for a protein of 337 amino acids.